This is a messenger RNA of Zophobas morio, 1217 nucleotides long. Its product is annotated as microfibril-associated glycoprotein 4-like. NCBI's taxonomy places the organism in Eukaryota, Metazoa, Arthropoda, Insecta, Coleoptera, Tenebrionidae. Bases 32 to 1129 code for a protein of 365 amino acids. The transcript has 5 exons. The record is from RefSeq and is a predicted model, not a curated record.
UGAUGUUCAGUUAAACAUUGGUGUUAGCAAAAUGUGGUGUACUUUUGUCUUGGUGUCGGUGGCCAUUGUGCUGUGUAACUGUGAGGAGUUAAACACGUUGAAACCGAUCUUCAAAAUGUGGUGUACUUUUGUCUUCGUGUCGGUCAUCGUUGUAGUGUGUUACUGUGAGGAGAUUUCUAUUAGCUCCACAAUAACCCCUGACACCGAACGCCAAAAACUAAUAAACAUUCUGAACACCUUGAACGAGAAAGUUGAACUAAAAUCCACAAUCAGAGAAAUUAACCAACGUUUAGAAAAUCUGGACAAACAUUACGCGGAAAUCAAAUUCAGUCCUACAACCACUUCCAACGAAGUCAGUCGUAAAUUAGAAAUCAUCGAACAGAAACUAACCGCUUCUAGAGUCAAUAUCACGAAAGACUUAGACGACAGAUUUAAAAAACUCGCCGAACUACUAAACGCAGUACCCGGAGUCACCACUAUCCCGGAAAAUUGUCUAGAAGUAAAAAAGCGUGGAAAUAAUGUCAGUGGCGUUUUCCUAAUCAAACCCAAAUUCGCGUCUGCCCCUUUUCUGGCGGUUUGUGAUUUGACCACGAGAGGUGGCGGAUGGACCGUCAUUCUAAACAGAUUCGAUGGAAAAGUGGAUUUUUAUUUAGGUUGGCAGAGCUACAAAAUCGGGUUUGGGAAUCUGGCUGGAGAGUUCUGGUUAGGUUUGGAAAACAUUCAUCAAUUAUCUGGUUACCAAGUCAACGAGCUACUAGUCGAACUAGUGGAGUCCGACAACAAAGAAACUUUUGCUAGUUAUGACCAUUUUAGUGUUGGUAGUGAAGUGGAAGGUUAUGCUUUGAAAACGCUAGGAGGGUUUAGUGGAACUGCGGAAAAUUCGUUUGCGUAUCAUGGUGGUUUCAAAUUUACCACCAAGGACAAAGACCAAGAUUUACAUACAGGAGUAAAUUGUGCACAAUCGUAUAGUGGAGCUUGGUGGUAUGGUGAAUGCCACAACAGUCACCUGACUGGUCUUUACAAAGGAGCCACAGACAAAUACAAAGGAGUUCGAUGGGGGGAGAGGUUUUAUCUGAAAAAGGCCAGAAUGCUAAUUAGACCACAACUGGAUUUCUCCUUGGCACUAUGAAGACUUGGUACCUCGACAAACGGCUUUACAAUGUGUUAAUCUUUUUUUUGUAAUUAUUGCAUUUAUAGAAGCAUUUGUAUAUCUACAA